Strongylus vulgaris is the source of this 264-nucleotide messenger RNA. The record is from the annotation of a GenBank genome assembly. Lineage: Eukaryota; Metazoa; Nematoda; Chromadorea; Rhabditida; Strongylidae.
AUGGCAUGUUUAGAUGAAGUCUUGGUAGUGAGUAAAUUGCGAGAUCUGAGACCAGAGGAGCAGACGAUGCAAGUAGCAUCCGAGCUUGCUCUUUUCCCUUCCUCCUCUCUGCAUUUAAAAUUUUCUGCUGAAUGGAACUCAGCGUUACUCUCCAUAUUUCUUCCAUCUGUAUUAAUUGUUACUCUAGUAUUUUUCGCCCAAUGGAAAAGGAGAAAGGUCCAGAUAUUGGUUUCCUUGUCCGCAAUUAUGUGCAUUCUUGUUUUG